Messenger RNA from Vicia faba (fava bean), 558 nucleotides. The record is from the annotation of a GenBank genome assembly. NCBI's taxonomy places the organism in Eukaryota, Viridiplantae, Streptophyta, Magnoliopsida, Fabales, Fabaceae.
AUGACCGACGAAGAGAAAAAGUGUGACACAUUGUCAUUGUCAUCUUCUUCAUCUUCUCCGUUACCGGAGGAAGAGUUGCAGCACAUGCACUUGGCGCCGUUGGCGUGGAACAAUAGGAAGAGGCUAUCGAAACAGCUGUCCAUGUGCGAGAAGCCAAGAGACAUGGCUUGGGAGAGAAAGAGGAGACAAGAGAGAAGGAGGAGUAGUAUUGCUCAUGAAUGUGUUUGUGAUGAUAUAACGGACGAUGAUUUGCAUGAGCUUAAGGGAUGCAUUGAGCUUGGAUUUGGAUUCAAUGAAGAAGAUGGUCAGAAAUUGUGUAGUACAUUGCCUGCUCUUGAUCUUUAUUUUGCUGUUAAUAGGGGUUUGUCGCCAAGCCCCGUUUCUACACCUCAGAGUCGUGCUUCUUCUCUUGGGGCACGUUCUUCUUCCUUUGGAAGCCCUAGGAGUGAUGCUGAUUCAUGGAAGAUUUGUAGCCCAGGUGAUGAUCCUGAACAGGUGAAGACCAAGUUAAGACAUUGGGCACAAGCGGUUGCAUGUUCGGUAAUGCAAUCUUCUUAA